This is a messenger RNA of Closterium sp. NIES-67, 5267 nucleotides long. The record is from the annotation of a GenBank genome assembly. Lineage: Eukaryota; Viridiplantae; Streptophyta; Zygnematophyceae; Desmidiales; Closteriaceae.
ACUACCGUCGCAGCUUGAGCAACAGGACCAUACUAUCUAAACCAGUAGCACAUUACCUCACGUCGUUAUCUUUGAACAACAGCUAGCCUCUGUGUAAAGCACCAGCUCCAGCUCGUUUUACCGAGUCCGGGACAAAGAUGGCCUUUCAGAGCGCUAAUAGUUCACACUAGUGACAGGGCUAGUUCGCGUGCGGCGCGACGUUUUUCUAAUUUUAACUACUCACUAGAAGCUGUAAUAAAAUUAAGCAACUGCCAUGACUGCUGGGUCGUCCGCCGCGCAGUGGCAGGCUCGCGUGACAAUUCACGCCCCCACGUUCGCCCUCGGCAUUCUGACAGGUAUCGCUCUCCUAUUCGUCCACCAGCACCUCGCGAACACCGUCGCCAACGCUGGCAUCGACGGUGCCGCGGCGCCGUCACUCUUCCGCAAUUAUGACAGCAGCGCCGGCGCCGGCCGCGACAAUACUUACAAUCAUGACGCGGUGGCGGGAAAAGGCGGUCAUAAAGACCAGGAACCUGGGGGGUGGAAUGGCGGCGGUGCCGUGUUGCAAGGAAUGAUGGCGCCGCGUCGCGCGGGGUACAACACGAGCGCGGGGGUGGUGGAGGGCAAGCUUAACGUGCACAUGGUGGCGCACUCGCACGACGACAUCGGGUGGCUCCUGACCGUCGAUCAGUACUAUGCGGAGAGGGUGGCGUACACCAUCGACUCGGUGAUCGCGAACCUGGAAGUGAACCCGGACAGGAAAUACAUCCAGGUGGAGCAGGGUUUCUUCUACCGCUGGUGGCAGCAGCAGUCCGACGCCAUGCGCGCUCGAGUCAAGACCCUCGUCGCCCACGGACAGCUCCAAUUCACCAACGGCGGGUGGGUGAUGCACGACGAGGCGGCGGUGCACUACACGGACAUGGUGCAGCAGAUGUCGCUGGGCCACCGCUUCCUCAAGCAAGAGUUCAACGCCGUGCCGCGCAUUGCCUGGCAGGUCGACCCCUUUGGCCACUCCGCCGUGCAGGGCUACCUCAUCACCGCUCAGGCGGGCAUGGACGCGGUGUUUGUGGGGCGCGUGGACAUGAAGGAGGGCAUGAGGCGGCAGGCCGAGAGGACCCUCGAGUUCCUCUGGCGCCCCUCCCGCACCUUUGGGAAAGACGCCCAGGUGUUCACCAGCAUCCUGGACCGCUUCACCUACUACCCUCCAGAGCGCUUCAAGUUCGAGGCUGGAGAGGACCGGUCCCUGCGAGUCAAGGAUAACCCCUGGUCCCCAGAGACGAACGUGAAGGAGCGGGUGGACGAAUUCGUGCAGGUGGCUCUCGCUCAGGCCGCCAACUACCGCACGGAGCACAUCAUGUGGACCAUGGGCGAGGACUUCUCGCACACGGAUGCGCUGCCAUGGUUCGCCAACAUGGACAAGCUCAUCCACUAUGUCAACCAGGACGGGCGAGUGAACGCCCUCUACUCCACGCCAUCGAUGUACGUGGAGGCCAAGCAGCAAGCCAACGAGACGUGGCCCGUCAGGGGCGGCGACAUGUUCCCCUACGAUGACUACGACACGUCCUACUGGACUGGCUACUUCACCAGCCGCCCAUCCUUCAAGUACUUUGCUCGUGCCUGCAGCUCGCUCCUCCUGGCCAGCACAGCAGCAGAAGCGCUAGUCGGCCGCGAGACCCUAUCCCAGUGGGGCGUGCAGGAGGGGCGGAUGACAGCAGCGCGAACCGAGCCGUGCGAGGGCGAGGAGUGCACGGAGGUGGGGUGGAGGAAGGAGGUGGAGGGGGUGGCGUCGACGGCGAGGCUGGAGGACGCAGUGGCGAUCGCGCAGCACCAUGAUGCCAUUAGCGGCACGGCCAAGCAGCAUGUCACGAAUGACUACUCACUGAGGCUGCAUGCUGGUGCUGUGGAGGCCUCUCAAGUGCUCACAUCUGCCCUCGCUUAUCUCAUCACUCAUGGCCUGCACACCGCCAUUCUCUCAUCCACAACCGACCAGCAGCAGCAGGAGCAGCAACAGCAGCAGCAGCAGCAGCAGCAGCAGGAGGAGGAACGGCAGCAGCAGCAGCAGCAGCAGGAGCAACAGCAGCUGCAGCAGGAGCAGCAGCAGCAGCGGGAGGAGGAGGAACAGCAGCAGCAGCAGCAGCAGGAGCAGCAGCAGCAGGAGCAGCAGCAGCUCCACCAGCAGCAGCUGCAGCUGCUGCAGGAGCAGCAGCAACAGCAACAGCAACAGCAACAGCUUGCGUCUGAUUUCAAUCCAUCAGCACUAUCAGCACCAGGCGUGGCCGAAGCAGCAGCAGCAGCAGCAGCAGCAGGCGAGACAGCAGCAAACACCGCACCCUUGCAUGUGCCCGUGCCCAUGCCUUUUCCCUACCGUGUGCCCAAGCCUGGAUUCGAGACUGUGUAUGGUCCCCCCCAGUUGUACCCAGAGCAUCCUGUGCUGGACGCGGAGGGUGGCGCUGACAGCUCACCAAUGGACCUGCUGCUGUCGGCGCAGAGGCUCAAGGCAGGGGAGGAUGCAGCAGGUGCAGAAGAAGCAGCAGCAUGGGCCGCAGCGCGAGGGAUAGGGGGAGGGGGGGGGUUUGGUGAAGGCGCAGGUGGGGCAGCAGGGCCAGGGGAGGCGUGGAGGCGUGCCCCUAUGGAGGUCACGGACGCAGGGGGUGGGGGAGUUGAAGGGGGAGAGGGGGGCGAUGGUAUGGGUAGGGCAAGGCGAGAGCGGCAGGGAAGGCGACUCCUGGGAGGAGGGCCGGGGAGUGAUGAGGGGAUGGGGAUGGUGGGGGGAGGAGAGGGGGAGCAGGGGGGUGUACGGGAGGGAGAGGAGGAUGGGGUGGAUGGGCGAUCCACGGACCAUGGAAGGAGGCGGUAUGGCAGAGGGCUGGAGGGUGCACCCAUGCCCAGGCUUGACUUCUCCCUGUGCCCUCUUUUGAACGUGUCCUAUUGCCCCCCCUCACAGCUGCCCCUUUCGCCGUCCACCACUCUGGUAGUGGUUGCGUACAACCCCCUCGCUUGGACUCGCUCCGAAAUGAUCCGCUUCCCAGUAUCCUCCCCUUUUGUGCUAGUGAAGGACGCCUCCGGCCGCGUGCUGCCGUCACAGGUGGUGCCCGAGCUGCUGGUGCCGCUGCGCUUGCGCUCUAUCUUCAUUUCCGCGCACGCGGGCGACAGCAACAGCGGUGCGCAAAGCGGCGCUGGGCACGUGCUGAGCGUGGUGUUCCAAGGGACGGUGCCCCCGCUGGGCUAUGCGUCCUUCUUCGUCACGCAGGUUCAGGAGGGCACACCCGGCAUGGCGAGCAACAGCAGUGAGUGGUUUGAGCAGGUGCCGUCCCAUGGCAGCCCAGCAGCAGACGGCAACGGCGACGAUGCACACGAGAGCAUCGUCCUUGGAGAGGCAUCCCCUUCAGCGUCAGCUGCACCUGGUGGUGCUGGUGGUGCUGGUGGUGUUGGUGGUGUGGGGGUAGCGGCAGAUGGGGGAGUGGGAGGAGGGGAGGCAUGGGCGCGAGUGAGCUUCUCCCGCAGCAGCUAUGGCUUGGCGAGGAUGGAGCUGAUGAGCGGCGAUGCUGCUGCUGGGACCAGUGCCGUGCAAGCGGAGCUGCAGCUGACGAGCCACCUCAUGGCAUAUGUCAACGGCAUGGGUGGUGCCUAUCUCUUCCGCCCAAUGAAGUCAGCAGAGGGAGUCGACACGAGCAACAGCCAAACCGAAGUGCCAAUCCGCGUGGUGAAGGGGCCGCUGGUGCAUGAGUUCCACCGCCAGGUGGCACCUUCCGUUCGUGAGGUGUUCCGAGUGUACCCGGGGAAAGACUAUGUCGAGCUGCACUACUUGGUGGGGAUGGACGAGCUCGGGGGAGCGGGCAAGGAGUACAUCACUCGCUUUGAGACUGCCCUUCGCACCAACGCCACCUCCUACACUGACUCCAAUGGCCGCGACUACAUGCCACGGGUGCGUAACUACCCUGAUGACGCCAGGCAGCCCGUUGGACAAGAGAUAGCAGGCAACUACUACCCGCUGACCAGCGGCGCGUUCAUUGAAGACCCCAGCGCGCAGCUCUCCCUGCUCGUGGACCGCGCGCUGGGGGCUGCGAGCCUUGCAGAUGGGCACCUGGAGGUCAUGUUGCACCGGAGCAUGCGGUCGGACGACGGCAAGGGCGUGGCGGAGGUGCUGAACGAGCAGAUCUGCCCUGCGGGGAGCACCUGCGAAGCCCUCGCAGUUGUGGGUGCCAUUCGCUUCGCACUGCACCCUGGAAGGAGGAGAGUUCCCACCGCUGCUGCUGCUGCUGCUGCUGCUGCUGAUGCUGAUUCUGCUGCCACUGCUGCUGCCGCAGCUGCUGCUUAUGCUGCUGCUGCUGCCGGUUCUGGUGCUGAUGCUGCUGGUGCUGCUGCCACUGCAUCCCCGCUCACUGCCUCUCCGUCAGGUGGUGCGGUAGAGGAGGAGUGGCAGGGUGGGGCAGAGGGGGCGCAGUGGAGGCGAGAGCAUUCGCAGCGCCUGCUGACGCCGCUGCAGCUGGCCUUCGCAGUGGAGAGCACGGAGCUGCUGGCAGCAGCAGCAGGGCAGCUUCGAUGGCGCUACUCGCUGAGCGGGGAGGGCGGGGAGGGCGACGUGCAGCGGGGAGGGCAGUACGCCUUGCCCGCCAACGUGGCCAUCAUAUCCUUGCAGGAGCUCCAACCAGACUGCCUUCUGCUGCGCCUGGCGCAUCUCUAUGAGGCCAAGGAGCACCCCUCUCUCUCCACCGUGGCCCAAGUGCCUCUCCGACAGCUCUUCACGUCCAGACAGAUCGUCUCACUCACAGAGCUGAGCUUGACGGCCAAUCAGAAGAGAGCCGACAUGCGCCCACCAAUGGCGUGGCAGGAGGAUCCAUCGCCAUCAGCGUCAUUACAGGGUGCACCGGGGGAGGUGCCACCUGAGAGGCCGGUGUAUGGGGGGGAGGUUGAUCCACAGCAGCUGGUGGUGGAGCUGGGGCCCUUCGAGAUCCGCACCUUUGCUAUCACUUUCAAACCGCUCUCUAUGUGAUGUGGCUGGCUGGUGGCUGGUGGCUGGUACUAGUAGAGUACUGCACCACGGCCAACUUCCUUCCCUUCGCUUCCUUGUUUAUUGGCUGCAUGUUGCAUUGCUGCUUUGCCAUGUAAUGUGGUGUUUUUCGUUUUUUCUUUUUCUUUUUUGCCAAAUGGGUUUCUCCACGUGUUGUCAUGUCACUGAUGUGUGCCUCACAGCUUUUGCACUGCAGUACAGUAUGAAACAAAUGUUAGAAUGAGAACUGAAUGAUUGAGUAAGAGAGAGUACAGGUGAAUAUACCUAAGUGUUGUAC